AACACUUGUUUAUCAUUGAAUUGAUGUUAAAAACACUUUAUUGCCAUUGAAUUGCAUUUCAGUCAACAAUAUAGCGAUAAUUGUUUGCCAGUUAUAUAACUCACUGUUUAGAUGACAAUUCAUGUACACAUGAAUGGUAUGAAUUGCUGUUUAAUUGUGAUUUAAUGCAAACAAUCAAUCGUUGAAUUUUAGUUUACAUCACAUUUUGAUUACAUUUUUUGACAAAUCGCGCCUCUCCUGACAAUCACUCUCUAAAACAAACAAAUAAUGCGAUAAAAAGUGGGCAAAGAGUUAGACGUAACCAUAAGGGAGAGACUGCUCUCCAUAUCGCUGCCAUCAAAGGAGAUCUAACACGAGUCCAACAGAUCAUCGCUGACAACAAAUACGACGUCGACAUCACUGACUUCGCAGGCUGGUCACCAAUACAUGAAGCCUGUAAUCGAGGAUUUGUGUCAAUAGUAGAAGAAUUAUUGAAAGCCGGCGCUAAUGUCAACGCCAGGGGUUAUAACAAUGACACGCCUCUAAUCGAUGCGGCAGUUAAUGGUCACCAGGAUUUAGUCCAACUCUUACUAAGAUAUGGCGCCGAUUAUACUCUGACCAACAAUUCAAACAAAACAGCACUUGAAGUGACAAAAAGUGUUAGAGUUUACGAAGACAUCAAUUCGUUUAUUGAGGAGAAGAUGCGAAAAAAUGGCGGACAUAAUAAAGAUAGUAGCAGUAAAAGUAGAUCCUCUUCGCCCAACACUUCCUCUCCUUUAAAGCCCACGUCUCCCAGACUUACACUUAGAUUCCAAUCAAUCAAAGACCCCAAACAGUCCACAACUGUCACAAACACUCCCAUCACUUCCACCACAAUGUCCUCAACCAAGUCUUAUAGUGUUUCCAGCGCUUCAGACAAAGAGAAAGAACCGACAAAUGACUUAAAUAGUGACAAACAAAAUGACAAUAAGCCCUCCGGUGCUAACGGCAGUGCAUCGGAACCCGUGGCCGCCAGUAGUGAUCAUAACUACACAUCUGUUGAUUCGACACAAACUACCGAUGAAUCCAAUAGAAGUCGAAAGCGUAGGAAAAGCACCGAAGGAAGCGUUUCCUCCACGAGUAACGCUUCGGGAAGUCAGUCGUCUAGAAGUGGCAGCACAUCAUCGGUCGGAUCAACCACUCAAUCGGCCAANUUGUCACAAAUGUGCUUUAGAUUGGAGACUGAUAUGGACUUGAACAAUAAUGGAUUCAGUGGUGAUGAAGAGGAAAAUGGAGACCAUAUGGAUGUGUCUGAAGAGACUCAAGACAUCCAAAUAUUAGACCAACAGAUCGACGAAUUGUCUCAAUUGGACACCAAAUUGGAUCAAAUCAGUCAUUUCUUGGACCAAAUCGAGGAGAAAAAUGAGACAUUAAGACAACAAAUCGAUAGUUUCCUCAAAGAUAUCAAAGAAGAGAAUAAUAGCAGUAAUACUAAUACUAAUACUAAUAAUAAAGAAAUGAUAAACAAGACAAACAUUUUGCCACAAAAGUCGAGA
Medioppia subpectinata is the source of this 1514-nucleotide messenger RNA. Lineage: Eukaryota; Metazoa; Arthropoda; Arachnida; Sarcoptiformes; Oppiidae. The record is from the annotation of a GenBank genome assembly.